AUGAAGUUCUCAAUCAGCAAUCUAAUCUUGUUAUCUGUCUGUCUGUUUCAGUGGGCAUCCGCUGAGCUUGUUUAUUUCUCGAUCGUCCUUACCUGGGCACAGAGAGAGGUUGCAGGAUUCACAAGAGACGUAAUCUUAGUGAACGAUUCGUACCCUGGUCCCCCACUAAAACUCGUUCAAGGCGAUGAAGUCAUUUUCGAUGUCCGAAAUGAAUGUCCCUUCAACGUAACUGUACAUUUUCAUGGUAUUGAACAGCAAGGAACUCCUUGGUCGGACGGUGUCCCUGGAAUGAGCCAACGCUCUAUUCGGACCGGUCAUUCAUUCCGCUACCAGUGGACAGCCCACCAAUACGGUGCAUACUUUUACCAUGCACACCAUCGCGGCCAAAUCGAAGAUGGUCUUUAUGGACCCAUUUACAUCGUGCCCUCGAAUUCCGAAGAAAGGCCGUUUAGUAUGAUCUCUAGCGAAGAAUCUCAGCUUCAAGCUAUGCUUGUCGCCGAACAAAAUACCUCACCUGUUCUUCUCUCGGAUUGGCGCCUUUUGACUUCUGAACAAAUCUGGGCUGCUGAGGAAGCUUCUGGCCUUGAUGCAUUUUGCGCGAAUGCUCUUUUAAUUAAUGGCAAGGGGUCUGUUUCUUGCUUUUCUGCUGUGGAGCUGGACGCUUUGACUACUUCCGACCAGAAGGCGGGUCUGGGAAAUCAGUCCCUCACUGAUAUUGGAUGCUUUCCGCCAACGAACGAAGCCACCGAAGGUAACUACACGCAUGAUUACAAUAAAUUGCUACCGACAAUGUUCGAGGGGUGCACACCAUCAUCAAGUCCUCGUGAGAUCUUUACCGUCGAUGCAAAUGACCAAUACGUUAGCUUUGACCUGAUCAGCUCCGCCGGACUAUUACAUCUUAUAUACUCCAUAGAUGAACACGACAUGUACGUAUAUGCCGUCGACGGUCGGUAUAUCCAGCCUGUUCUGGUAAACGCCAUCAAUCUACCAAACGCAAACAGAUACUCCGUCAUGGUGCCUCUUAACAAAGUGCCGGGGGACUAUACAAUCCGCAUGGUGAGCGGUGAUCAACAGCAAAUACUCAACACAACGGCCACAUUCCGCUAUAAGGGUGCAUCACAGCUGAACCGAUCCUCCGAUCCAUGGGUUACAGUAUCAGGCCUAAACGCCACUGCCGAAACAGUCUUCUUGAACGAUACAACCACAAUUCCUUUCCCAGUAGUUUCACCAGCCUCUUUCGCUGACGAAACCUACAUUCUUCAUCUGGACCGCUACAACGCCUCUUAUCGGUGGACACUAGGGAAUAGCAGUUUCAAUCUUCAACUUGAAGAAUCACAGCCCCUUCUCUUUAAUCAAACGGCUAUUCCCAAUGAUUUGAUAAUUAGAACCAAGAAUGGUUCUUGGGUUGAUCUUAUUAUUCAGGUUGAUUCGGCUUUCCAGCCAUCUCAUCCUAUUCACAAACACUCUAAUAAGCAUUUUCUUAUUGGACAGGGCAGCGGCGAAUUUACCUGGUCUUCUGUUGAAGAGGCCAUGGCGGAGAUACCGAAUUCUUUUAACUUGAUUAAUCCGUCUUUAAGGGAUACGAGUGCUACGGUUGUUUCGUCGACUGAUGCUGUGUGGAUGGCUCUUCGGUAUCAGGUUAUCAAUCCUGGUGCCUUUUUGUUGCAUUGUCAUAUUCAAAUUCAUCAGGAUGGAGGAAUGGCGUUGGCGAUUUUGGAUGGCGUUGACGCUUGGCCGACUAUUCCGGAUAGGUAUAGGUUUGAUUCUGGGUUUUGA
Molecule: messenger RNA, 1776 nt
Organism: Penicillium angulare
Lineage: Eukaryota; Fungi; Ascomycota; Eurotiomycetes; Eurotiales; Aspergillaceae
Product: multicopper oxidase
Exons: 3
Coding region: 1-1776 (591 amino acids)
Molecular function (GO): copper ion binding; oxidoreductase activity
Source: RefSeq, a predicted model, not a curated record